This is a messenger RNA of Suillus paluster, 2976 nucleotides long. RefSeq lists its product as uncharacterized. Lineage: Eukaryota; Fungi; Basidiomycota; Agaricomycetes; Boletales; Suillaceae. The record is from RefSeq and is a predicted model, not a curated record. The transcript has 11 exons. Bases 173 to 2755 code for a protein of 860 amino acids.
CGCAAUUCGUGACCUAGCUUCGCAGCUGGCUGGUAAGCUCAAUUUUCAACAGACUGUCCCCUACUUCUCUCUAUCCACGGGCUGCUUGCUGGCGGUUCACGUUCACCUGCGAUUACUCUCUGACUCUGAACCUUUCUGUUAUGCGUGAUCAGUGCUGACCGUAUACUAAGGCAUGUUGUUGAAUGAAGGCCCCCCAGCGAAUUCUCUGAGAAUUCCUGCUGCUCCCGCCUUCAUCCCAUCGCAAGCGUCAAAACCUCGCAUCCGGAUAUGCUCCAAGUGCGGUUUCGUUUUGCCACAAGAUUUUCCAUGGAUAGUAUGUGAUGACUGCCAGUUUCGGGUCAGAGCGGUCAUGCCUUCGCCAGGAGAGACUCUCCUGGCGAGCCAAGACCCGGCGAGGCAUGGGCAAUCUGGACGACUCUUUUCGACAUGCGUUGCGUGCCAAAUUGUCAUUGAAGUACCAAAAACCACCACAACCUCUUACACACUCUGUCCUGCAUGUCGAACGCGGCAAGAGGGCAUCAAACUAAAGCCCACAAGGCGUAUCGAUCCAAUUUCCAACACUGUGCACCCACCACCUCCACCAAAUUUAAUCACAUUCCCUAUCAUCGAACCACCCCGCGACCCACCCCGCCCUUGCUUCUUCAGCUCCCGCGGAGAAAUCGUCGCCCCUUCCCCCGCCCCUGUGCCUGUCGUUGUGCCGCCCGUGAUGUCCACGGCACUUGUCCGUGUGUGUAUGCGCUUCGGUUGUGGUGUGCAGCUAGCGCCCGACCAGCUUUUCAACUUUUGCGAGGCAUGUUUGCGGUUGGGGUUUGGCCGUGGCAUGCCUGCGCCCCCACCUCCUCCCCAGCGCCUUCCGAAGCGCAUGAGGAGGGAUGAAUUUCCCUCGGGGGUGCUCAUCUCGAAAGUCAAGCGGGAUGUAGAUGCUGCGCAGAGGGCUGAGGCUCCUAUGCAGCACCCACCGGAAGAGUCUGCGGACACUGACGAUGAUUUGGACCUUGAAUUGAUGUACCCUGAGGAUGAGGAGCUUGCAGCACGAAGUUCUGUCGACUCGGCGGCAAAAACGGUCGGUGAUCCUGUCUCACCUCCAGAGGCUGUCUUGGAACGUGGACGUUUGUUACUUUUACCCCUGGCUCACAGCCCCCCCACCCGCUCUCCAAGCCCUCAGCCAGUCACACGCACGUGUGAAACGCUCGGGUGCGGAGGAACCGUGUCACCGUCAGCUACAUGGCAAAGGUGCUAUCACUGCACCUUGCAGCGUUGGAAAGAGCGCCAGCGGGCUGCUAUUGCUGUAAGUGCAGUUAUGGAACCCGCCUCGCCGGUGGUCGGUAAAUAUGAGGUUGCCUCGAAUUCUGGCGAGGUCAUGGGUGGUGGUGGGCCUGCGUCACUCAAUACACUAGAAGCAACCCUAGUGGAUCGAGUUGCGACGAGCAACGAGCCAGGAGCAUUAUCUUUACAUUCACAGGAAGCAGUCCUUAAUGCCGUAGACACACUACCAUUGUUGGAGCUUCCUGAUGGACGGGUUGACGUUGAUACCGCGGUAGCCGCAAGAACUUCUAGUACACUCAAUACUGAGUGCGGUAGAGACGCCACCGCGGAACCUGAAACCAUCAAGAUUUCCAUCUCCGGAUGGGACAGCGACUUGACGAACCUUUCUUCGGAAGACGAAGAAGUCGAGUCCGACUCUGAUGCCGAAGACUCCUCCGUGUUCAAGAUUCGCAUACCUGUGCUCGCGUCUCGACUUCCUGUCGGCGCCAAUGCGCGCGUGUGCGCCAUCAAGCGGUGCAACAUUGUAUUGCGUCCGGAUCAGCGCUACAAGAUCUGUGAUUCGUGUCGGAGAUACCAACGGGAGUACCAGAGGAUUCGUGCGGAAAGAGCACGCCGUCGUAUGGAGGAGUUUUCUCAGAUAGCUCAUGGGUCUACUCUCGUUCGUAAGCCUCCUGCACCUCCAUCUGGGUCAGAGAUACCUCUUCUGGAGGCACAAAAUGACGAGGCAACCACAGCGGAAGGCUUGCGCAUCUGCGCUGUUCCUCGCUGCCGCGCAAGACUACAGCCUGUGAGCAAAUACCGUUGGAAAUGCUGCGGAGCUUGCCGCGCGCAUGCUCGUGACACCGCAAGACGGUCGUCCGUUGGAGACAUCCUGGACUUGGAAGAUCCAGUGGAGCAGACUUCAUCAUCGGCAGUCUCACCCUUUCCCACCUUUCAAAACCGCAGCGUGCUGUUAUCGGAGUUUAGCGCGAUGCUGGGGCGGUUCAUGGAAGCCCAGAUCUUGUACUUACGCGUGAAGCUUCAGACAGCAGGCGAGAAAGCGCUGUCGAGGCUUGAUCCCGUAUUGUUUGCAUUUGAUGGUGAAUAUUCGACGGUGACCGGGCAGCGGGGAGACCAGGCCAAUAGCCAGGGUAAAUGUGGCCCUGAGCACAGUCAGGAGGCGGAGAUGCAAAAAGACGCUGCAUUGGUUGUCAAGGAGCUUGAUAGUACUCUCCUCACUGAAUUCAAGCCAACGGAAGGUUUUAUAAUCAAGUCUGGAGGGGUUAUCAUGCGAUAUAAAUGUGCCCUAGAGCUGAUUGUCCCCCUCCGUCCUUUACCGAACUCGACGGAUAAUGGCGCUCCUACGCCCUCAGAAGGCGACACUUCAUCAUCGCAUGUCCCAUAUAUGAAACCGGUGUUUGGGGAGCUGGAGGUCGCAAUUAUUCCUGACGACUCGCACAGGUCUCUACUAGGUCGACGGACGAUUAUCCGAUUCCGCAUGCUUGGCUAGCUAGGGCAGCCUUCGUUCGGAGCCUCUUUUACGAUACUUACCUUACAGCUAAUUUGCAUUACGUUGCUUAUAUUUUAGAGAUAUCAUCCGAUCAUUCGUUGAUGUAGUUAUUAUCGCUGUCGAGGUGUUCUGUAAAGAAAAUCGACACUAGUACCGAUACCGGUGGUAUACUCAAUUAUCGAUAGCUGAAGUUAUUAUGAAGCUCUUGUUAGUAAAACUCU